AUGGCAGUCAACGAAGAGUUUUGGCAGACUUUGGAUAAUUUCAGAGCCACAAUUCUUUAUUCUGGCGACCUUGAAGCGCCAGCCCCGCCACCCACAGACACUCAGGACCACAGCAGGUCCUUCCCCAAUGCUACAUCAACGGGAUCGGCCGGGGGUGAGAGUCUUGUAAGCCUUGGAGCGGCCCAAAGCUGUAGAAAAGCCAGUCUGCUCCUUCACCUCCUCAGCCAAGUGUACAGACUCGUGGCCACCCAGAGCUAUGCCACUAGAAGGGACAUCUUCUACGAGUUUGUGUGGCUGUACAAGAGUCAGAGCACGUUGGACAGAGCCUUGGAGGAGCUGGCCAGGCUGGUGGGAGUGCCGCGGCGGGCCCUUCACAUGACAGCCACCGGGAAGGGCCUUGUUGGGGGCUGCCUCAGGUACACCACGCACGACGGCACCCUUGUUGAUGUGUCCCUCGCUGCUAAUGGCGUGGGCGUGCCGGAGUGCGUGGCGGGGCUGAAGGAGGUACAGUCAGAGAGUCGGUAUGUGCUGGUGGUGGAGAAGGAUGCUACAUUUCAGAAGCUUAUGGACACACACUUCCUUCGCUCCUUCGGCCCCGGGAUCCUAGUCACGGGCAAAGGGUACCCAGACCUGAACACAAGGCAGCUGGUGUUCAGGCUACGUCGGGACCUGCAACUGCCAGUCAUAGCCCUCACUGAUGCUGAUCCCUACGGCCUCCACAUUGCUGCUGUUUACAAGUUUGGCGCCCUGGCCAGAGAGGAGCCAGGCCUAGCGGUGGGCAGUCUGGCUUGGCUGGGCGUCCUCCCCACUGAUCUGCGCGCCCUCCAGCUGCCCGCCCACGCCCUCCUGCCACUCACGCCCAAGGACCACGGAAAGCUGGCCUCCCUCGCUGCCCACCCCGCCAUAGCAAAACACCCUGCGUGGCUAAGACAGAUAGAAGAGCAGUGUAGGAUCGGGCACAAGGCGGAGAUACAAGGCUUAACACACGUGGCUCCUGACUACCUCACCAUUACCUACCUGCCCGCCAAGCUCAAGAACGGGGGGUGGGUGGCCUGACGAGGAGGAG
Molecule: messenger RNA, 1066 nt
Organism: Portunus trituberculatus (swimming crab)
Lineage: Eukaryota; Metazoa; Arthropoda; Malacostraca; Decapoda; Portunidae
Gene: mei-W68
Product: meiotic recombination protein SPO11-like
Exons: 7
Coding region: 1-1056 (351 amino acids)
Biological process (GO): reciprocal meiotic recombination; meiotic DNA double-strand break formation; meiotic DNA double-strand break processing
Cellular component (GO): nuclear chromosome
Molecular function (GO): DNA topoisomerase type II (double strand cut, ATP-hydrolyzing) activity; DNA binding; ATP binding
Source: RefSeq, a predicted model, not a curated record